Messenger RNA from Lotus japonicus, 1677 nucleotides. Its product is annotated as E3 ubiquitin-protein ligase BOI. Gene Ontology annotation, molecular function: ubiquitin-protein transferase activity. Bases 511 to 1527 code for a protein of 338 amino acids. NCBI's taxonomy places the organism in Eukaryota, Viridiplantae, Streptophyta, Magnoliopsida, Fabales, Fabaceae. The transcript has 5 exons. The record is from RefSeq and is a predicted model, not a curated record.
UCUCACAUUCUUUUAAUCAUGGAAUGUGAAACUUCUAACCCCCAAUUCCCAAUUGAAUUCCCAACCAUAACAUGGUCACAAAUUAGAAGGAAUGGUUUCAAAUUUCAAUACAAUAUACAAUUAAAAAUUAUAAUAAUUGGCUCUCUUUCUUCUGCAACAUCCACUCCCUCAUCUUCCUCUAUUCUAUUCAUAAAUCAUCAUCCAACUUCCAUCCAUCCUUCCACUAUCCCCAACCUUCCUUUCCAGAUCUCUCACCUUCCUCUUCUUCUCUCUGAUGGUUAUCGUUGGGAUUUUGUUGAAUUGAUCUCCUUUUCCCAUGUUAGAUAGCAUUUCCAUUUCAAUUCUCAAGAUUGUAGUGUCUGAUUUGCUUGGUUUGCAGUGGAGUGGAUUGGAUUGGAUUGCCUGAUAGAUAAUCACAAAGGUCCUGAACAUCAAGAUAAUUAUUGGAAGCUUCAGUAAUAUUCUUUUAAAGCUACAUAAGUUGAUCUAGGCAAUCACAUUCCUGGGAUAAUGUUCGGGGGCAACAAUGGAAACCGCUUGCUUCCUGUUUUUCUGGAUGAGAAUCAAUUUCAGUGUCAAACUAAUGCGACAAAUCAGUUGCAGUUGUUUGGAAAUUUGCAAGCUGGACGCAAUGUUGAUCCAGUUAGUUACAUUGGAAAUGAGCAUAUCAGUUCCAUGAUUCAGCCAAAUAAACGAAGCAGGGAAAUGGAAGAUAUCUCGAAGAAGCAAAGGCUUCAGAUAUCCUUAAACUACAAUGUCUGCCAAGAUGAUGCUGAUUGGUCGGCAAGUAUUCCAAAUCCUAACGCUGUGUCAACAGGAUUGAGGCUUUCAUAUGAUGAUGAUGAGCGAAACUCAUCUGUUACUUCUGCUAGUGGCAGCAUGACUGCCCCACCUUCUAUCAUAUUGUCCCUUGGUGACAAUAUCAGAACUGAGCUUGAUAGGCAACAAGAAGAGUUGGACCAUUAUAUAAAACUUCAGAAGGAACAAUUGUCAAGAGGAGUAAGAGACAUGAAACAAAAACACAUGGCUUCUCUCCUCACUUCCAUUGAGAAAGGUAUUGGUAAGAAGCUGAGGGAAAAGGAGGAGGAGAUAGAGAACAUGAACCGUAAAAAUAGGGAGCUAGCAGAGAGAAUAAAGCAGGUGGCUGUUGAAGCACAGAACUGGCACUACAGAGCAAAGUAUAAUGAAUCAGUUGUUAAUGCAUUAAGGAACAAUUUGCAGCAAGCAAUUUCACAUGGGGUUGAACAAGGGAAAGAAGGGUUUGGAGAUAGUGAAGUUGAUGAUGCUGCCUCGUAUAUAGAUCCCAAUAACUUCCUAAGCAUUCCAGGUGCGCCUAUGAAAUCUAUUCACCCGAGAUACCAAGGCAUGGAGAAUCUUUCUUGCAGAGCUUGCAAAGCAAAGGAUGUUUCCAUGCUGUUGAUACCUUGUAGGCACCUGAGCUUGUGUAAAGACUGUGACGGAUUUAUCAAUGUUUGUCCAGUAUGUCAAAUGAUAAAAACUGCUAGUGUCGAGGUGUAUCUGUCUUAACUUAUGAAGGGUAAGUUCUUAUAACGGUGGAAUAUGCGUCGCUGUUUUUCUGUGUGAUAUAUUUGCCUAAGUUCUUUAUUUUAAAGUAAAAGUACCUGUCACUGAAAAAAUGGAGUACACCAAUGGAUGUUUAUCAAGUUUCUUGUUUAA